Molecule: messenger RNA, 1820 nt
Organism: Rubroshorea leprosula
Lineage: Eukaryota; Viridiplantae; Streptophyta; Magnoliopsida; Malvales; Dipterocarpaceae
Source: the annotation of a GenBank genome assembly
CAGCUCCUUUGCUUCAGAGCACCGAUAAGAAUCCGUAUUGAGGUAGUCAAGUUCCGGGAGGUUUACCGAUUGGGGAAAAAAAGGAUGUCGACGACGAAAUCGAGCCGGAAAUUCCCGUCGAUAACGGAAUGUGGAGGUUCCAGAUACGAGUCGAUUGCCGCCGAUCUAGACGGUACUCUGCUCUUGUCCAGGAGCUCAGUCCCGUACUUCAUGCUCGUAGCGAUGGAAGCCGGUAGCCUCUUUCGCGGCCUUGUCCUCCUUCUCUCUCUGCCAUUGGUUAUUGUUUCUUAUCUCUUCAUUUCUGAAGCGAUCGGAAUCCAAAUCCUCAUUUUCAUCUCCUUCGCCGGUCUCAAAAUCCGUGACAUCGAGCUGGCCGCACGCGCUGUUCUUCCGAGGUUUUAUGCUGCGGAUGUAAGGAAGGAAAGCUUCGAGGUGUUCGACAGGUGCAAGAGGAAGGUGGUGGUGACGGCGAAUCCGACGCUGAUGGUGGAGCCGUUUGUGAAGGAUUUUCUCGGCGGAGAUAAGGUUUUGGGCACGGAGAUUGAAGUAAAUCCCAAGACGAAGAGGGCCACCGGUUUUGUAAAGAAGCCUGGCGUUUUAGUGGGAAAAUGGAAGAGAUUAUCCAUUUUGAAGGAGUUUGGAGACGAAUCACCUGAUCUUGGUAUCGGAGAUCGCGAAUCCGAUCACGAUUUCAUGUCAGUUUGCAAGGAAGGUUAUAUGGUACUCCCCAGCAAGUCAGCAGCUCGUGUGUCGCCUAAUCUCCUAAAGAACCGCAUCAUCUUCCACGACGGUCGUCUGGUGCAGCGGCCGACCCCACUCAAUGCACUGAUGACCUACAUCUGGCUGCCAUUUGGCUUCAUCUUGUCCAUCAUUCGUGUGUACUUCAAUCUCCCCUUGCCCGAGCGUAUCGUGCGUUACACAUAUGAAAUGCUCGGUAUCCACCUCGUGAUCCGCGGCCACCGCCCUCCCCCACCGUCUCCCGGCACACCUGGCAAUCUCUACGUCUGCAAUCACCGUACAGCCCUUGAUCCGAUCGUGAUCGCCAUCGCGCUCGGACGGAAAGUAUCUUGUGUCACAUACAGCGUUAGCCGUCUCUCGAGAUUCUUAUCUCCAAUCCCAGCCAUUGCUUUGACUCGUGAUCGUGUAGCUGAUGCUGCCCGUAUAUCAGAACUGCUACAGAAAGGUGAUCUGGUUGUGUGUCCGGAGGGAACUACUUGUCGCGAGGAGUUCCUGCUGCGAUUCAGUGCUCUGUUCGCGGAAAUGAGCGAUAGGAUUGUUCCCGUGGCGGUUAAUUGCAAGCAGAACAUGUUUUAUGGCACGACCGUACGUGGGGUCAAGUUCUGGGAUCCCUAUUUCUUCUUCAUGAAUCCUAGGCCAACAUACGAGGUCACUUUCCUCAAUCGUCUGCCGGAAGAUAUGACAUGUAAGGCAGGAGGAAAAUCGGCAAUCGAAGUGGCCAAUUACGUGCAGAAGAUGUUGGGUGACGUGUUGGGGUUCGAGUGCACUGGAUUGACAAGGAAAGAUAAGUACCUGUUGCUAGGAGGAAACGAUGGCAAGGUGGAAUCAAUGUACAAUGGCAAGAAAUGAAGGUGGCAUGGCAUGGAUGCGGCACUUGGUUUGGUUUCUUUCGUGUGAUUAAAGUCAUUUUAGAAGAGAAGUUAGUCAUGUAAACGACAAAAAGGUUCAAAAUGUCUAGAUAAUUUGUCAAAGAUGCUGGUUCUUCGGGUUUUAUUCUUUGACAGACUUACUGAUUAUUACUGUACUGAAUUAUUGAUCUAUUGUGAAACAAACUACCUUAUUUAUAAAUAGAGCUAAAUCUC